GAUUUUUUUCAUGCACACGCACACACACACACACAGACACACGCACGCGCGCGGUCACACACACACACACACACACCUUCAGGGCUGAGGAGCUGCUGAGUCUCUGCUCCACAUCCUCUGUGUAUCUGAGUGAGCUGGUGAUGAUGGCAGAGCAGAAAUAAGCGCAGAGAGCGGGACUGAGGAAGCGCAGCGGCAGACGGCGGGAUGAUGGAUGCGCACAGCUGCAGGACGCGAAAGUGGCUUUGGCAUCGCGGUGUAUCGAUUCUCCUCACCGUAUCGGUGUUCCUGCAGACAGCGUGUGUCAGAGCAGCUGAGCCGGUGGACGUGCUGAAGGUUUUGGACUUUCGCAGUUCUCCAGAGGGAAUAACGAAAACGCAGGGCCUGUGUCCUGUCAGGAGAGGAUCCAAACCCGAUGUGGCGUACAGAGUGGACAAAACGGCGCAGAUCAGCGCUGCAACGAAAAAACUCUUUCCAGCUGGAGUAUUUCCUGAAGAUUUCUCCAUCCUCAUGACCAUAAAGCCCAAAGCUGGAACUCAGGCCUUCCUCUUAUCAGUGUAUAAUGAUAAGGGACUGCAGCAGCUCGGCGUGGAGAUCGGACGCACUCCAAUCUUCCUGUACGAAGAUCAGCACGGAAAACCCACGCCUGAAAAUUAUCCGUUAUUCCGAAACAUUAACCUCUCCGAUGGAAAGUGGCACCGUGUGGCGAUCAGCGUGGAGAAGAAAUCCAUCACCAUGAUCGUCGACUGUAAGAAGAAAAUCUCAAAGCCUCUGAGCAGAAGUAAUAAACCUGUAAUCAGCACCGACGGCAUCACGGUGUUCGGCACCAGGAUCCUGGAUGAGGAGGUUUUUGAGGGAGAUAUCCAGCAGCUGCUGCUGGUCGAAGACGCUCGAGCUGCGUACGAUUACUGCGAACAUUACAGUCCCGAGUGUGGAACGCCGCAUCAGGAAACACCGCAGGCUCAGGAACCCGAGGAGGAGGUGAGUCGGAAUAAAAAAGGAAAAAAUAAACGAAUAAAUAAACUUAAAGAGAGAAGUGUUUAGAUUUCCUGCAAUUCC
Messenger RNA from Pangasianodon hypophthalmus (striped catfish), 1056 nucleotides. RefSeq names its product collagen, type XI, alpha 1b (gene col11a1b). The coding region runs from base 205 to 1041 and encodes 278 amino acids. NCBI's taxonomy places the organism in Eukaryota, Metazoa, Chordata, Actinopteri, Siluriformes, Pangasiidae. The transcript is spliced from 5 exons. The record is from RefSeq and is a predicted model, not a curated record.